This is a messenger RNA of Arabidopsis lyrata subsp. lyrata, 3261 nucleotides long. Its product is annotated as glutamate receptor 1.2. Lineage: Eukaryota; Viridiplantae; Streptophyta; Magnoliopsida; Brassicales; Brassicaceae. Gene Ontology annotation, molecular function: glutamate-gated receptor activity. Bases 413 to 2995 code for a protein of 860 amino acids. The record is from RefSeq and is a predicted model, not a curated record. The transcript has 5 exons. Gene Ontology annotation, cellular component: plasma membrane.
AUGCUGAAAGAUGUUUGUUUUCUUUUGCUUAAAAUUGACUCUUUGACAAAUUCUGUCCAAUAGAAUCUUCAUUUUUCAUAUUGUUCUUUCUUACUUUCGGCACUAAACAUUAUACAUUUUUCCUAAAAUAAUGGCUUGAGAGAAAAAGGAGUAGCCAACCUUAAUACUCCACACCGAAUUUUCUCUUAAAUUGUAUUCGGUUGACUAAUGUUAUAUCCUCCUAAAAAUUCGUUAACUUUGAAUUUUUCUUCUUCUAAUAUACGAUUUUUUUUUUUUAUUACAUGUGAAUAGAAUAGAGAAAAUGUAAAACACGGCAUGGGUAGGCUAAAACCGUUUAUAUAAAAUAAUAAUAAUGAUGUGUAAAGCAGCAAACGUGUAGUCUCUCCUUCCUCUUUAGUUAGAAAGUUUUUUAAUGGAGAGAUUUUGCAUUCAAAACUCAUUUCUUCUUGUUCUGCUUUUCUUCAUCUCCAACUGUUUUGCUUCGAGUCAAAACAACGAUGAUGAUGAACGUAUUCAGGUCCGGGUCGGGUUGGUUUUGGAUUUGGGUUCCUUGGAAGGGAAGAUAGUGAGAAGCUCUGUUUCCAUGGCGCUUUCCGAUUUCUACGCUAUUAACAAUGACUACAAAACAAGAGUCUCUCUUUUAGUCAGAGAUUCUCAUGGAGAGCCUCUCCUUGGUCUUGCUUCUGUUGUAGAUUUGCUGAAAACAGAAGGAGUGGAAGUGAUAAUUGGCGGUAACUCGUUGCUAGAAGCGAAGCUUUUGGCGGAACUUGGAGAGAGAGCUAGGGUUCCUGUGAUUUCACUUAACUCUCCCAUGUCAUUGUCAUUGAGCAAAUACACGCACUUGAUCCAAGCCACACAUGACUCUGCCUCUGAGGUUAAGGGAAUUACAGCUUUCCUCCAUGGGUUUGAUUGGAACAGUGUUGCUCUUGUUUAUGAAGAUGACGAUGACUGGAGAGAGAGUAUGCAUUUUAUGGUAGACCAUUUCCAUGAGAACAACGUUCGUGUACAGUCCAAGGUUGGUUUUAGUGUCUCUUCGAGUGAGGAUUCUUUGAUGGAUCGGUUACGGAAGCUUAAGGACUUGGGAACAACAGUCUUUGUUGUUCAUUUGUCUGAAGUUCUUGCAACUCGUCUCUUCCCAUGUGCUGAGAAAUUAGGGUUGAUGGGUGAAGGGUUUGCUUGGAUUCUAACUGCCAAAAGCAUGAGCAGUUUACAUGAGUCCAUUGAUGAUUUCGCAAAGGAGGCAAUGGAAGGUGUGGUUGGUUUCAAGUCUUAUAUACCAAUGUCAAAAGAGCUUCACAACUUCACUUUGAGAUGGAGGAAAUCACUCCAUGUUGAAGAAGUUACUGGGAGUGAGAUUACUCGGUUGAGUAUCUCUGGCGUAUGGGCUCACGAUAUCGCUUGGGCUCUGGCGAGUGCAGCUGAAGUUACAAGGAUGCCAAAUGUAUCAUCAACUCUCCUUGAGGCAAUCUCAGAGAGUAGAUUUAAGGGUUUGAGUGGUGAUUUCCAGUUGCAUGAUAAGAAGUUGUUAUCAAAAAAGUUUGAGAUUGUGAAUAUGAUAGGAUCAGGUGAGAGAAGGGUAGGAUUCUGGAAUUCUAAUGGUAGUUUCAGCAAUAGAAGACAUUUAUCUUCUACUCAUGACAAGCUGGAGACCAUCAUUUGGCCCGGUGGGUCUGCUCAAAGUCCGAAAGGGAGUAGUCUAAGAGAGAGCGGUAGAAAAAAGCUGAGGGUUUUGGUUACAUCUAGCAAUAGAUUCCCAAGACUGAUGAAGGUAGAGACUGAUCCAGUAACAAAUGCUAUAACAAUUGUCGAAGGGUUCUGUAUAGAGGUCUUUCAGGCAUCCAUUGCACCUUUCAACUAUGAAGUGGAGUACAUACGUUGGCUCAAUGGAACUAACUACACCAAGCUUGCAUAUGCACUUCAUAGCCAGAAAGACAAAUAUGAUGCGGCCGUGGGAGAUAUUACAAUCACUUCUGAUAGAUCGACGUAUGCCGAUUUUACGUUGCCAUUCACCGAAAUGGGUCUUGGAAUUGUAGCAGCAAAGGAGAGAAGUAUGUGGGUGUUCUUCCAACCUCUAACACCAAAUCUUUGGAUAACAAGUGCAGCAUUCUUUGUCUUGACGGGUAUUAUAGUUUGGUUGAUAGAAAGAGCUGAAAACAAAGAGUUCCAAGGAUCUUGGCCACAACAGAUUGGAGUUGUGCUUUGGUUUGGCUUCUCUACCCUUGUUUAUGCUCACAGGGAGAAGCUAAAACACAACUUAUCAAGAUUUGUAGUUACAGUUUGGGUAUUUGCGGUGCUCAUAUUGGUUACAAGUUACACUGCAACAUUGACAUCAAUGAUGACGGUGCAACAAAUACGAUUUAACGCCAAUGAAGACUAUGUCGGUCACCUCUCGGGAUCCCUCAUCGCAAAUGCGGCCCUCACCAAUUCCAGCCUCCGAACAAUGAGAUUAUUGGGUCUCAAUACUUCAGAAGAUUAUGCUCAAGCCUUGUUGAAUAAAAAUGUCUCAUAUAUUGUCAGUGAGUUGCCAUACCUCAAAGUCCUCCUUGGCGAGUAUCCUGGACAUUUUCUCAUGGUCAAGACACAAUCUACCACCAAUGGCUUUGGCUUUAUGUUUCAAAAGGGCUCGGAGUUGGUGCAUAAUGUUUCUCGUGAGAUCGCGAAGCUAAGGACGAGCGAGAGACUAAACGAGAUGGAGAGAAGAUGGUUUGAUAAACAACUCCCAUACACAACCGAUGAUACAUCAAAUCCUAUAACCCUAUAUAGAUUCCGCGGUUUGUUUAUGAUCACCGGAGUUUCAUUCGCUUUCGCUCUUGCAGUACUUCUCAUUCUCUGGCUCCGAGAAAAAUCGGAAAUUGUUGUAAAGUCAGUCAAUCUAUACCUCUCACAACAACUUAGGCAUUUCAGGUUCCUUUUCACAAGAACUAUCCAUCCUAGUCCCCUCGAUAACCCAAUUGGCGAGAAUGCGGUUCAAAUGGCUCAACGUAACAGACGAUAGGAUCAAAUGAUAAACAUAGAGCAAACAAUUGUUGUGAUGUUGAACGUCUCUGACUCUGACUCUGAACUUGAAGCCUCACAGAAGAACCUUGUCGUUCUUCAAUGAUCCAGUAGUUCUUGAUCCAAGUAAAAAUGAUUGUUAUACCAAUUUUGUAAAUUAUAGAAUGAUCAUCAGAUUCACAACUACUUCAUGAAUUUGAUGUUGCUGUAUAUAUUGAAUUUAGCAAAAAGAUAUCGGUAAUAUAUUGAGUUAAAACUUAACACAUU